AGUUCAGCGUGUGCUCUUCCGCUCUGCCUUCGCUAAGCAUCGGUGGAGAGCUGCAGAUGCAAUUAACUCAUUUCCAACUGCAAACUCUGCAUUUGAGUUGAAAGAUGGUGAACCAUAGGAGGACAGGACGCAGGGGUCGCGUGGAACCGGACGUGAAGGAGGGGGUCUGCGGUAAAGACGCCCAGUCCUCACAGGUCAAGGAUGCUGACCAGCCCAAUGAAGACCAUGAUGAUGAUGAUGAUGAUGAUGAGCUGGAUGAAGAGUCCAGUUCCAGUACUGAGGGAGAGGAUGGCUCACCACCACCAAAGAGACGCAGGCAAAGCGGUCCGCAACCAGCCCAGCCCACCCAGUCAUGGAAGACCGAGGAGGACACUGAUGAGGCUUCACCGGAACUGGCAUUCCACCCUGCAAGGACCCCUGGCGUCCAGAUGAGUUCAGCAGACACCCACACCCCACUGGACCUGUUUAAACUCUUUUUCACAGAGGACGCUGUCAAGACUUUGUGUGACAACACUAACAAACAAGCGGCAAUUAAUGUGACAAAAGGCAUCAAGUAUAACGCCAAGUGGACUGAUGUUGGCGUCAGCGAGUUGUACAAAUACAUAGGACUGAUAUUCUACAUGUCCGUGAUAAAACUGGACCGCAUCCAUGAUUACUGGCGGCAGAAUAACAUUUUCUCCAUACCAUUCCCAGCCACUGUGAUGAGCAGGGAGAGGUGUAGAAAUAUCUCCGGGAAUGUUAAAAUGAGUGAUCCACACAAGGACCAGGAAAAUGACAAGAAGAGGGGAACACCAGAACACGACAGCCUGUUCCAAGCGAAACCUCUGCUGGACACGUUCCGAACCACAUGCAAAGCCUUAUAUCACCCUCACAAGAACCUAGUCAUGCAUGACCGCACUUCAGCAACCAACAACUUCAGGUUAUUUGUGCUUGCUGAUGCAAGCAACGGAUACAUAGUAGAUUUUGCUGUGUUUACAGGAAAGCACAGCCGACACAUGGGGCGAAAAGUUUCGUAUGAUGCUGUGAUGUCACUUGUGGACCAUUCCUUCUUGGGUUCUGGCUAUCAUGUUUACAUGGAUAGCUUCUUCACAAGCCCAAAGCUCUUCAGGGCCUUGCAUGGGCAAAACGUUGGUGCUUGUGGUAUGCACAGUUAUGCAAUAAAGAACUGCCCCCGCAGCACAUCUAACGCGCUGACCAAGAGUUCGGACAGAGGAGCCAUCAGAUGGCUAAGGGACGGUCCUCUGCUGUUUGUGAAGUGGAUGGAUGCAGAAGAAGUGUCUGUCUGCUCCACGAUACACACAGCUUACACUGGGGACACAGUGCAGCGGCCCGUGAAGCCAAGAAACGGUGCUUCCACAACCGAGACUUACCCAUGCCCCUCACCUGUUGUGGACUACAACAAGUACAUGGACGGCGUUGAUGUGUCAGACCCACUGAAUCAGUACUUCGCAACACUGCACAAGACCAUGGAUUGGAACAGGAAGUUGUUUUUUCAUUUCCUGGACAUGGCUGCCAGGAACGCAUGCAUCAUCUACAACGAGCUGGUCGCUCAACGGCAGCAAACACCGCUGACCUACAAGGCCUUCAUGAAGGAGCUGACUGCGCAGCUGUGUGAGGUGUCAAACAAGGGGACUCAUCACAAACAGGUUAGCAGUGACCACGUGCCUGUUCCGGUGGCAAAGCUGUGUCCCGAUGCCAGGCGUCAACCUAAACAGGUUCGUCACACCUGUGUGCUGUGCAGGAAGAGCAAAGGCAAGAGACACCACACGGCAUGGAGGUGCAAGGGCUGUGAUGUUUCCCUCUGCCUGCUGUUGGGCAGGAACUGUUUUGAGGAAUGGCACAAAGCCACUUGAACUAUUUCCCCAUGACUACUUGUGACCUUGAACUAUUUCCCCAUGACUACUUGUGACCUUGAACUAUUUCACCAUGACUACUUGUGACCUUUAAUGCAUGCACUUCCUCCUGUUGUGUGUAUGUGCUAUAGUAUUUGUUUUUGUUGACUUGUGCAUGUGUGUGCAUAAUUGGUAAGCUUUUUAUAUAUAAAGUUUGAAAACUAUUUUUGGUGUUAUUUCAAUACAUUUUUAGUUUAAAAACUAGCACCAGAGAGCACCAAAAACAUACAAAAAUGUGUUUGCAUUUGUCCUCUUAUGCGCUUUGACUUUCUGAUGAGCAUGAGGAAGUUCUGGUGCGCAUGUGAAUGUACCUAGUGCACACACUAAACUCGAAAACAAUAUUUCAUGUGCAUGUCCCUAGGCACUUCA
Alosa sapidissima (American shad) is the source of this 2261-nucleotide messenger RNA. Its product is annotated as piggyBac transposable element-derived protein 4-like. NCBI's taxonomy places the organism in Eukaryota, Metazoa, Chordata, Actinopteri, Clupeiformes, Clupeidae. Bases 105 to 1853 code for a protein of 582 amino acids. The record is from RefSeq and is a predicted model, not a curated record. The transcript has 5 exons.